Molecule: messenger RNA, 2709 nt
Organism: Fomitiporia mediterranea MF3/22
Lineage: Eukaryota; Fungi; Basidiomycota; Agaricomycetes; Hymenochaetales; Hymenochaetaceae
Exons: 15
Coding region: 1-2709 (902 amino acids)
Molecular function (GO): ubiquitin conjugating enzyme activity
Source: RefSeq, a predicted model, not a curated record
AUGGACAAGGAGGUCGCUCAGCUCGUGGAAAUGGGUGCGAUAGCGGCACAAGCGCGCGCAGCGCUAAAGAAGUACAAGGACGUCAUGCGCGCAGCUGAGAAGAUAUUCGACGGCGAGUUUGAGGAUGUUAUGGACGACGAUGUACAAGAGCUGGGCAUCGUUGAGAGGCCUACGGGACGUCCAGAGCGAGUCCGAAUGAUUACUCCAGAUGAGGAUAACUCAGACGCAGAAGACGGCAGUGAUAUGGAUCCGGAUGAUGGAUAUGAAGAGGACGAAUACGUUGACUACGAUUCGGAUUACGGCGAUCCUCCGGUUGCUUCCUCUGCAUCUGCCGAUCCAUACGCGGGUAUUUUCUUCUCGAAGGACCGUAAGGAAGAAGUCAUAGAAGUGGAAGAGGAACCUGAAGUGGCAGUAGUUCCUGAUCAGCCCGAGCCGUUGAAACUCCUGACUCAAGGACAGUGGAUGAAAGGCUGUCCAGAGGGCAGCGAGCAGUCGUUCUUGUUCGGCAUAUAUUCUGGACUCAGCGAGGGUGUAUGCGCAUGCCCAGAGGCUUGCGGAUUUACAAUUCUCCGAAAGAAAGCGAAUUUCUUUGCUAUCUAUCCCGAUUUUUCUCAAUAUAUUGAUCACUUGAAGAAAAUCGUUCAACAAAAAUGCCCAAAGUGCUCUUCUACUUUUUGUUUUGCUUGUGGAGAGCGAAGCACUUCUGCAAAGGAUGCGAAUGGCAAAGCGACGGCCAACGAUGAUCCGUUGUUCCACUGCUCAAAUUUGCAGGGAGUGAUUCUCGGUGUCGGGCUCCUGAUGCUAGAACAGAUAUUCGCUGAACAGAUUGGAGACACAAGCUUUGCGGUAGUUCGGUCAGGAAACUCGAAGAAACGUAAGGUCACAACUCCCUCUACUCCGGCUCCUGACCCGGAUGAUGAGGAUGAUUCCUACUGUAUAUCUUCUACUAAAGGGAAGAAAUCAAAGGCUGGUGGCAUCGGUUACGCUGGUAGCAAUCGUGAAGACCAUUCCGGUCAGGCUCAGGCCUUGGCAGCUCAGAACAAGAAAGAUCAAAAAAUUGGGAACCUCCUGAAGAGUGUCCGAGAGUUCCUUCCGAACCAGCAUAGAGGGAAAACUAGUGACUUCCUUCCGCAUCCGACGACCCUUGCGCAUCUGCGCCGUAGAUUUAACUAUGUUAGCAGCACACUGCUUCGUAACGACUCCCUUUCCGAUAUGUCAGACCGAAACGUCCUCUAUUUUGAGUUAUUCGAAUGGCUUGAAACUAUCUCAAAUCAUGAAUCACUGGCGAGCAUGAUGGCUAUGCCAAUAAUGGUAGUAUCUUCGAUAAAGGCGGUAAACACAAAGAAGGUCGGUUCGCGAUCCCAGAUUCGUGAGCGAACGAUCAUCUAUGAAGGCUCAUCCGGCCCGCGCGAGCUCCUUGAAGCUAUUGUGAUUCAGGCAACCGCAGCACUGAAAGGACUUGAAGGUCCGAAGCUGUCUGAUCUCACCCCGGAGGAGAUGACCGAGGAGCAGAAGCGCAUGACCGGAGUAGAUGUCAACGGAAAGGGCAAAGAAAAGGCGCCGGCCUCUAAUGGAGCUGAUUCGGCUGCGCUGCUUGAGAACAAACGCUUGCUUGAAUUUUGCAACCGCAUUAUUGCUACUGCUGCUGCCAUCGACCGCAGCCUCCUUGACACGAAGGGAUACGAGUUCUUGCAGAGGCUGAAAGCCUCGCUGCCGAAGGUACCAACCUCAGAUAACGACAGCGCCAACGCAGCAGCUGUCCGACGAGAGCUGAAUCCUGGUAUGACUGAUGAAGAGUUACAAACCCUCUACGUAAAAUGGGCGACGCGUGUCCGCUUUGUAUAUUGCAACUUGACGUUGCCUGCGCCGGACGAUGCGAAAUUCGAUGCUGAUUAUUCGCCAUCGUUCAAGCAUGCCUUUAGCCAAGACGCUCGACUGCUCUCGAACGCGGACAUGCCGAAGAGGGCAGUAGCUAUAGCAAAAGAGCUCGCAGUUCUUACUACGAACCUGCCAGUUGCAUGGGAUUCGUCUGUAUUCGUUCGUGUAGACGAGGGACGGGUAGAUGUAAUUAAAGCCCUCAUUGUUGGUCCUGAGGGAACACCCUAUUUAUUCGAUAUUUUCUUGGGUUCGAGUUACAAUCAGACCCCUCCGAGCGUAAAAUACAUGACUACCAACGAUGGCAAAUACCGAUUCAACCCGAACCUGUAUAGCGACGGGAAGGUCUGUCUAUCCUUACUCGGCACCUGGUCAGGGCCCAGCUGGGUAUCUGGAAAGUCUACUUUGCUACAGGUCCUCAUAUCCAUCCAGUCGAUGAUCCUAUGUGAUGAGCCGUAUCUCAACGAGCCUGGUUGGGCGAGUCAGCAAGGAACACCACAAUCUAAAGCAUAUUCCGCCAACGUGAGACGGAUGGUCGUGCACACAGCCAUGCUCGGAAACCUUAAGAACCCUCCAGACCCAUUUGCGGACGUUAUUCGCACACAUUUCCGCCUGAAAGCGCGUUCAAUCACGGCUCAGCUUGAUGAAUGGCUUGCCGAAGAUGAUGCGAGACAAACGGCUCUCGACGGUGCUACAACCUUUUCAAAGCUGACGCAACAUGUCAACAACACCGCUAGCGGCAGCGGGAAUCAUUUUAAGCGUGAUGUCGAUGAAUUGAAAGCGUUGUUGGUCAAGUUGCAGACGGAGGGUGCACCGUCUUCUAGCUCUGCAUAG